Porites lobata is the source of this 1092-nucleotide messenger RNA. Lineage: Eukaryota; Metazoa; Cnidaria; Anthozoa; Scleractinia; Poritidae. The record is from the annotation of a GenBank genome assembly.
AUGCAGUUCUACCUCAUCUCAACACCCUUAGCAAGGUGCUCCAAAAAGAUCACACAUGCUACACCUUCAUCAGACCUGCACUUGAAAGCACCAAAUUCAGAAUUUCUCAAAUCCAGUCCUCCUUUGACCUUGUUUUUGAAUUGCAAACAGCCAUUCAGCCUGGUGGGGACUUAUGCUUGUUUGGAACUGGAGCUUAAAGAUGAUGGCCAGGUUGAAGCAUUCUUGAAAAAUCUUGUAGUUAACUACAUGACUGCCCUCGAGAGAAACCUAGAUAUAAGAUCGCAAGAGGCAGCACCCGUUCUUGAGGCGUUUUCCAUCUUCGAUCCGAGCUGCCUUCCAAAGCUAGAAGACCCAGCCUUCAAGAAGUAUGCUGUGGAUGAAGUAAAAAUGCUAUGCAAGCAGUUUCAGUUUGACAAAGAUCACACACUUGCACAGUGGUAGACCUUCAAGUACCAGAUGUCAUCAUGGAAGGUACCCUCUGCUGUUCUCCGGGAGAAAGAUGACCAUUCUCCAACUGAGUUCAUUCUAAGAAAAGUUGUUUAAGAGCAGGUGGCUCACAGAAUCAACUUUCAACAAAUUGUGGAUGCUGCUCAGACUUGCCUCACCCAGCCCAUGUCUAAUGAAGUUGUGGAACGGGCUGCAAGUGCAGUGAAGAGGGUAAAGACAAGGUUGAGAAGUCGACUCAAGAAUGACACGAUGGCCAGCCUACUUCACAUUUCUGUCAAUGGCCCUAAUCAUGACACUGAAGAGUGCAGGGAGAUGCUUACAGAAGCAACCAAAGUCUGGAGAAAAACGCACUUCAGAAAUCUGCCAUCACCUAAGAAGCUCCCAAUGGUUGGAGGAUCAGACCAUGAUGGCCGUCUUCACCAUCCAGCCACAAAGACUGACAUUGGUAUACAGGUGGAAUUUCCAGAUGACCUUCAGGCCUCUAGAACUGAAGCCCAAGAAGAUGGUGAAGUAACUGUGGAAACUGAACUUGAUGCUCAAGUUCAGGUUGUAGCUCAAGCAGUUGCCAGCAAUGCUGAUUUGUGUCAUGACACACUGGAUGCCAUGGAUAUGGGAGAUGUUGAAUUUGGUAUUGAUUCAGACUUU